Molecule: messenger RNA, 1044 nt
Organism: Lepus europaeus (European hare)
Lineage: Eukaryota; Metazoa; Chordata; Mammalia; Lagomorpha; Leporidae
Gene: CYSLTR2
Product: cysteinyl leukotriene receptor 2
Exons: 1
Coding region: 1-1044 (347 amino acids)
Biological process (GO): G protein-coupled receptor signaling pathway
Cellular component (GO): plasma membrane
Molecular function (GO): leukotriene receptor activity
Source: RefSeq, a predicted model, not a curated record
AUGGAGAGAAAACUCAUGUCCCUGCCUCUGUCCAGCUCCAUAUCAGAAAUGGAACCAAAUAGCACCCUGAGCAGUUACAACAGUAGCAGGGACUGCAUGAUUGAUAACUUCAAAAAAGAUUUUUACCCAGUUGUAUACUUGAUAAUAUUUGUCUGGGGAGCCUUGGGAAAUGGCUUUUCCAUAUAUAUUUUCCUGCAGCCUUAUAAGAAAUCCACGUCUGUGAAUGUUUUCAUGCUAAACCUGGCCAUUUCAGAUCUCCUAUUCAUAAGUACACUGCCCUUCAGGGCCGACUAUUAUCUCAGGGGCUCCCACUGGGUAUUUGGAGACCUGGCCUGCAGGAUUAUGUCCUACUCCUUGUACGUCAACAUGUAUAGCAGCAUUUACUUCCUGACGGUGCUGAGUGUCGUGCGUUUCCUGGCCACUGUUCACCCUUUCCGGCUUCUCCACAUCACCAGCAUCAGGAGUGCCUGGAUACUGUGUGGCAUCAUUUGGAUUCUCAUCAUGGCUUCUUCGAUCGUGCUUCUGAGUACUGGCUCUGAGCACAAGGGCAACGUCACAUCCUGCUUUGAGCUGAAUCCCGGCAAAAUCAACAAACUGCAGACCAUGAACCACAUAGCCUUGGUGGUGGGCUUCUUGCUGCCGUUGUGCACACUCAGUGUCUGUUACCUGCUCAUUGUUCGAGCCCUGUUGAAGGUGGAGCUCCCAGAGUCAGGUCUUCGGCUUUCUCACAAGAAGGCACUGAUCACCAUCAUCGUAGCCUUGAUCCUCUUCCUCCUGUGUUUCCUGCCCUACCACGCACUGAGGACCCUGCACCUGCUCACGUGGGACGUGGGGAAGUGCCAAGAAACAUUGCACAAAGCUGUGGUCAUCACACUGGCCUUGGCAGCUGCCAACAGCUGCCUCAAUCCUCUGCUCUACUACUUUGCUGGGGAGAACUUUAAGGACCGACUAAGGGCUGUGCUCAGAAAAGGUCAUUCCCAGGAGGCAGAGACAAAGUUCAGCUUUCCUGUUUGUGUGUGGCUGAGAAAGGAAGCCAAGGUAUAA